Messenger RNA from Pistacia vera, 923 nucleotides. RefSeq lists its product as uncharacterized. The transcript has 3 exons. The coding region runs from base 22 to 621 and encodes 199 amino acids. Lineage: Eukaryota; Viridiplantae; Streptophyta; Magnoliopsida; Sapindales; Anacardiaceae. The record is from RefSeq and is a predicted model, not a curated record.
GUUUCAUAUUUGGGUGGAACAAUGGCUUUUGGAAUCAAAGAAAUGGGUACUAUAGUGGCAGUGCUUGGUGUCACAGCUUUCAUACUUGGAAUUAUUGCAGAAAACAAAAAGCCUGCAUCUGGUGUUCCAACGAUUUCUGGAGGAGUUGUUAUUUGCAAUUAUCCAUCAGAUCCAACAGUCUAUUUAGGAUUCUUAUGCAUCUCAUCACUCGGAGCAGCAGUGGCGAUUGGUUUAUAUGCCAUAUUUCAUCCUUACAGAGGCAUAUCUGUUCCUCUCAAUGUUUUCUUCAGAAACACUAAAUUUUCUGUGUUUUUCAACAUAACUGUGUGCUUGUCCUUGUUUGCUGAAGGGAUGUUGUUGUGGACAACAAUCACUGAACUCAAGCACUUGACUAGCAAUGUACAUCACAACCUGAAAACGACUUGCCCCACAGCAAAGACUGGUCUCUUUGGGGGCGGCGCCUUCUUGGCUCUAGAUGCUUCCCUCUUCUGGUUGAUAUGCCUCAUGCUAGCUGACAAUGCGAGAGACGACUACUUUGAUGAAGAAGAGAACAAUAGAGGUGAAUACGGUCAGGUUCUCACCACAGAUUAUGCUGCAAGGGGACAAGGCAAUGUUGCUUGACAAUGUUUCCAGGGAAAAACACACAAGUGAACGAUUUUCAUAGACUGGUUUGUAUCGUAUUUAUAUGUAUGUAGUUUCAGACAAUCAAGAUGCUUGAAACAUGGUGGAUGAAUCUCUGUACAGAGAGAACUCUGCAGGAGUGACUAUGAUCUCUCCAUUGCUUCUCCUGUCAUCUCAGUUUGCUUAUUUAAGUAACAAAAAGGGAUAGUAGCCAAUCUCUGCUGUGUUUGUACCUUCGGUCUGUGACUCUGGUUGUGCCAAAGAUUGUAAAAUGUUUAUGCUCACCAAAAUGGGCAACAGAA